AUGAGACAUAGUUUUUCUCGAUUAGAGCAUUUACCAAAUGAAAUGCUGGCUGAAAUAUUUGAAUAUAUUAGUACUCAAACUCUUUUUCAACCUUUUUAUAAUCUCAAUUAUCGUUUAAAUACAGUUAUUCAGUCUCUUAAUAGUCAUUAUCUUUCACUUACAACAACAGACUGUGAUCAAAUAGAACGUUAUAAUUUUAUUGCACCAUAUAUUAGUAUUCUAUUGAUUGAAGGUAGAGCACAAUUAAAUUUAAAUUAUUUUACAAAUAUUCGUCGUCUUAUUCUUAUACAAUCAACUGAUGAAUUUGUUGAACAACUCGAAAGAGUUCAUCUACCAUACUUAGAACAUCUUGUUAUAAAUUUAGGAAAUCGAAGAGAAAAUGAUUGUAUGCCUUAUUAUUGGAAUAGAAUCUUUUCAUAUGAUUUACCUUAUUUAAAUAUUUGUUGUAUGUAUAAUAUAAAUUUAACAUGGACAUGUUCAUCUUGGAGACAAAUGUUAUCAUUACAUAUUUUAAAAAUUGGUGAUAUUGAUAUACUUGUCUAUGAAUUAAUUUUAUCAUCAUGUCCUAAUUUAUGUUUUUUUAAAUUUACAAGAUUAAUAUCAAAUAAGAAACCAACGAAUAUUAUUCAACAUAUGAAUUUAAAAAAAUUAAUUAUUGUAAUACCAUGGUUUGAAGAACUUUCACAAGAUUGUUUGAUGAAUGAUUUUUUUUCAUAUGUACCAAAUUUAGAAAAACUUAUUUUUCAUCGAACAAAUGAAAGUAAAGCUAUAAAUGAAAAUUAUUUACAAUAUGAUUGGUAUAUAUCAUCGAUUACAUCAUAUUUACCAUUACUUUCUCAUUUUAUUUAUUAUUUUCAUAUAUUAAAAUCUAAUUGGUUAAUUAAUUCAACUCAUCCAAAUAUAUUCGAUCAAAUUCAAGAACAUUUUAAUUAUAUUCAUCGUCAUGUAUAUCAACGUCGAUUUAUUCUUGAUUUAAUGGGAUAA
Rotaria sp. Silwood2 is the source of this 984-nucleotide messenger RNA. The record is from the annotation of a GenBank genome assembly. Lineage: Eukaryota; Metazoa; Rotifera; Eurotatoria; Philodinida; Philodinidae.